AUGUUACCAAAAUUCUUAACGCAACGGUAUCCACUAGACAAACACUUCUUUUUAAUUCCACGCUUCGCCUUGAGUCUCAUUGGCUAUUAUCCGGAAACCGUGAGGACAACAAAGGUGCAACUGUGGUCGUUCUUCAAUAUAGCAAUUUUGGGUUAUGGCUGUUAUGCUGAAUUUUAUUAUGGCAUCCACUACUUGAGCAUCGAUAUACCUUCAGCCUUGGAUGCUCUCUGUCCGGUGGCCUCCAGUAUUAUGUCGUUUAUUAAAAUAUUUUUCAUUUGGUGGUAUCGAGAGGACUAUAAAAGUCUUAUUGAAAAGGUGCAUAAUUUGACGGCUCAGCAAAACUCCAGCAGUAAAGUGCAAAUGAAAAAGAGAUAUUUCACAUUGGCGACACGCUUAAAUGCCUUGGUACUAUUUUUUUCCUUUUGUACCAGCACUUCAUAUACAUUAAGACCGAUUGUCAGCAAUACGUUUUUGUAUCUAAACGGCAAAGACAUUAUCUAUGAGACACCAUUUAAAAUGAUGUUUCCAGAUACGCUUCUUUCAAUGCCACUAUACCCAAUAACAUUUAUAUUGGUUCACUGGCAUGGGUAUAUAACGAUAUUAGCAUUUGUCGGUGCUGAUGGUUUAUUUUUAGGAUUCUGCAUUUAUUUAGCUACGCUUUUAAAGGCGAUGCAAGAAGACUUACAAAAUAUAUUGACAGAUAUCGAAGAUAAAAAAAAAUCAAGACAUGACUCGGAGGAGGAGGUAUGUUUGGCACUGGAGGAUAUUAUAGUACGUCACAAUGAAGUUGCCGAGCUUACAGACAAAUUUUCCUUGAUUAUGGUUGAAAUAACUUUGUGUCAGUUCAUCACCUCAAGUAUAAUUAUAGCCACCAGUGUUCUUGAUCUUUUGCUAUUUUCUGGUUAUGGAGUUAUAGUCUACGUUGUUCAUACUUGUGCCGUUUUUACCGAAAUAUUUCUUUACUGUUUGGGUGGCAAUGCUGUUAUGGAAAGUAGCGAAGAUUUGGCUACGAAAGCCUAUAGCAGCGAAUGGUACACUCACAGUGUAAAGGUUCAAAAAAUGGUUUUACUCAUCAUGGUACGUGCUCAACGUACAAUUGGCAUAAAAGUGCCAUUUUUUGCUCCCUCAUUGCCAGCACUGACAGCGAUUUUGCGUUUUACCGGAUCUGUCAUUGCUUUAGCUAAAUCGGUGAUUUAA
Calliphora vicina (urban bluebottle blowfly) is the source of this 1197-nucleotide messenger RNA. RefSeq names its product odorant receptor 24a-like. Bases 1 to 1197 code for a protein of 398 amino acids. Gene Ontology annotation, biological process: sensory perception of smell; detection of chemical stimulus involved in sensory perception of smell. The transcript is spliced from 5 exons. Gene Ontology annotation, cellular component: plasma membrane. Gene Ontology annotation, molecular function: olfactory receptor activity; odorant binding. NCBI's taxonomy places the organism in Eukaryota, Metazoa, Arthropoda, Insecta, Diptera, Calliphoridae. The record is from RefSeq and is a predicted model, not a curated record.